Messenger RNA from Aspergillus vadensis CBS 113365, 2159 nucleotides. RefSeq lists its product as uncharacterized. Bases 88 to 2058 code for a protein of 656 amino acids. Gene Ontology annotation, cellular component: nucleus. The record is from RefSeq and is a predicted model, not a curated record. Gene Ontology annotation, molecular function: DNA-binding transcription factor activity, RNA polymerase II-specific; zinc ion binding; DNA binding. Gene Ontology annotation, biological process: regulation of DNA-templated transcription; DNA-templated transcription. NCBI's taxonomy places the organism in Eukaryota, Fungi, Ascomycota, Eurotiomycetes, Eurotiales, Aspergillaceae. The transcript has 7 exons.
GUUUGCUUCUCUCCUCACUAUCGAUCCCAGUUUCCAGGAUCCGGGAAUGCUCCGCUGCACCUUCAGUCACAAAUCCUCCUAGCGGCUAUGGUCCAAGCUCAGGCUCCCGGAAAGUCGGUCCGCUUGGCUACCGCAUGCACCGAGUGUCAGCGUCGGAAGCAAAAGUGUAGCCGAGAAUGGCCCUGCAAUCACUGCCAAGCACGAAGGAUUGCCCAUCUCUGUAAAUUCACACCGAAGAAGGUGCUCAAGGCCAAGCCUGCCUGUAAUGAUUCAAGGGCGAUAGAUGUGCCCUCGAGAGACAGUGGACAAAGCCUGACGGAAGUUCCGGGCUCAGUCGGAUCGAGCAUCGCCACCGGGGAUGAUUUCCGCAUGCUGGGAUACCUCCCCGAUGACGACGAUCAACUUGCAAAUGGUGCUGAGCAAUAUCAAUCAGCCGCAUUAUCGUUCUCCCAAAGACUCGUAUCGCCCGAAUUGGAAAAAGCAAUUCGCACUAUUCCCCCCAAACCUUAUACAGAUAUCCUGGUACAGUACUUCCUGAGUGAGAUGAAUGACCAGUACUAUUGCCUCUACCCACCGACCUUUUCGCACGACUAUGCGACAUGGUGGUCAGGCAAAGCCAAUGGCCAGUCAUUGACGCCCGCCUUUACAGCCCUGCUGCUGCAUGUUUGCGCAUGCGCUAUUCUCUACCUGGAUGUCGAGGCGCGACAGCAACUAGAAAUCGAUUUGGGCGAAAACUAUACCUGUCUUUCAGAACAAUACCAUAGUACUGCCAAGCAGCUCAGCAAUACCAUUGGUCCAGGCAAAGGUGGAUUGACGCAAGUACAACAACUUUUCCUUGGGGCAAUAUGGUACAAGACUGAAGCAUUAUUUGUCGAAUCAUGGCAUGCUCUGGGAGCUGCGAUCCACGAGGCCCAAGAAUUAGGAAUGCAUCGUAGUUCCUCCAAAGCAAAGGUAUCUGAAUUCGAACGGGAAAUGAGAAGACGGAUAUGGAGUCUUCUCUACACCUGGGACUGGCAAAUGUCACUCCUCUUAUCACGACCAUUCAUCAUCAACAGCAGCUGCUGUUCCUUCGAACUACCCAGCCUACGACUCGAGACCCUCAAUACAGAAACAAACACCCCCUCCCCAAUAACAUCCAUAUCCCUCCAAUGCCAACUAGGACAAAGAAUAUCCACAAUCCCCGGGGUAAUGAGCGGUAUCCUAUCCCCAAACCAAGCCAUCGCAAUCCAACAAGAAGUCAUCCGAUGGACCGACACCUUUCCCCCAAUCUUCCACAUCCAAGACCCCGACACCACUCACGACCACACCCACGCCUAUAUACCCAUGCAACGCCACCAACUCCACGCCCUAGCCCACAUGGUCACCUUCAUGCCCCUCAAACCCUGUCUCACCAUCGACCUCACCACCCACAAUACACCCACCCUCGAAAAGUCCCUUCAACCAACCGCAGUAUCCUGCGCCCUGGACCUAAUGCUCUCGGCUCAGCAACUCCUUUCACAUCUCCUCCCUGCAAACGGCAAGUUCCACUUCGCGCCAUUUCUAAUGUUCGACACGGCUGCGUAUCUCUGCUCGGCACUAAUCCACGAUAAACAUCGGGACCUUCCUCAGCGGGAGAACGUACUCGAGUGCAUAUCUCUAUCCCUGAGUACACUGAAAGAUGUCGGCAGAACGGCCAAAACUGGCGCUACUUGCUAUGCUGUUCUUGCGAAGAUAGUCGGUAGUAUCUCUCUUUCUGCCGAGGAGAAGGAAGUGGUCUGUUCGAAGAGGUCUCCUGCUAUAACGUCUACUACUGAUAGUACUGAUGAUGCGGGAUGUUCUUCGUCUGAAGACAACCUUACCACCAGUGGACAGGUCAAUGGUUUAGUCUCAUCAUUGCUGGAAAGACACAGCCCCUCGGACAGUACACCUAUUGAUAUGCACGCGUAUGCGAGCGGACUAGGACUAGGCGGUCUUCCUAGCACGGGCCUAGACUUGGACCUGGAUCUGAGUGAUCUGAAUCAGAUCUGGGAUUGGGAUAACCUUGGUUUAGAUUUGGAUAUACCCGGUAUUCAAUCAUGAAUUCUUUGUACUUAUGCUAUAUGGAGAUAACAACCAUACUAUCAGCUGUUCCAGAUAGAACUUCUAUCUAGUCGUAAACAACAACAAUACCUCUCUACUAC